CAGCUGCGGGAAUCUGUUCACGCCAAACGUAUAGGUCCUAUGCUGGGCGCCUAUUGAACUGUUACUAAUGUAUUUUACCGGGACAUAGAAUAAGUGACGCUUUACCAACUUUACGAGUUACCAUUUUUAACGACACGUGCGUAGAACCUGUAUUUUACAUGUUUGCCUGAGGUGAAACGUAUCUGCCUUCAUUAUAAAGCGCGUUCCCGUCCGCCGAGUGGAAAGCUGCUCAUUCGAGCACAUACAGGCGAAGGGGCGGCGGCGCGUUUCACUUUCCUCAGUAGGAUGCCAGUGAAAUGGGGAAGGACAGCCAGGGACAGACUCGGGAUCCAACCGGAGCAGGAAUGAAGCGUCCCUCCAGCUCCCUCCGGUUGGCAGAGAGGGGGCAGUCUCCGGACGGCGAGCUGGGCUGCUCCCUGGGGGGCCAGGACGGCGUGUCGGAGCACAGGCCCAGGCGGGAGAAGAAGCCCAAGACCUACACCUUGUGCGAGGUGUGCAACAUCCAGCUGAACUCGCCCGCCCAGGCGCAGAUCCACUUCAAUGGCAAGUCGCACCAGAAGAGGCUCAAGCAGAUUGGCAACAGAAAGCAGAGCAGCAGGACAGGUACUCCAGCCCAAAGCAGCCCCCUGCUGGCCUCCCUCCCUGUCCCAGGGCGCCCAGUGCAGCCACAGCUGGAUCUCAAGCACCUUCUGCCCUUCCGGCUCGACGGUUCCUCCCCGCUUAGCCUCUUUCCCAAUUUCAACGCGAUGGAUCCAGUCCAAAAGGCCGUGAUCAACCACACCUUCGGCGCCCCCCACCCCCUCAAAAAGAAGCAGAUCAUCUCUUGCAACAUUUGCCACCUUCGCUUCAAUUCUACGAACCAAGCAGAGGCUCACUACAAGGGCCAUAAACACGCCCGCAAGCUUAAGGCCCUGGAGGCCCAGAAGAAUAGGCAGCGGAGCCCUGGACCCCCGCUGGGGAGGGAAGGCAGAGAGAAGGCGGGGCCGAUGGAGGGAAUGGCCCAGGACCCAAACCUGGAAGUCGUGAAGUUGGACGUUUCCCCUGGAAGCUCACUCAUGCUCACGCCUUCGCCAGACGGCCCGUCUUUGGAGCUGGCAGGUCUGGGGUCCUCCCAGGUGUCCCCCAUCUCCCAGGUGUCCCCCCAGGUGUCUCCCGCCUCCCAGGUGUCCCCUGUCGCCUCCCAGCUGUCGGAGAGCACGUCAGACACCGGUGUCCCUGAGGCUCCCGGCCAGGCCUUUGAACCCGGUCCCCAGGAGUCACCCGGGAGUGAGGGAGAGCCCCGGGCACAGGGGGACCGAGACCCUAAGAAGGACAGGCAGCAUCUCCACUGCCCCGUGUGCAAAGUCACUGUCAACUCCCUGUCUCAGCUGGAGGCCCACAACAGCGGUUCCAAGCACAAGCUGAUGCUGGAGGGUCAGAGCGUGCAGCCAAGGCGCCGCACUAAGCUGCUCUCCUCUCGGCUGGCCGGCAAGAGCAAGCGGAUGGGCGCAAAGGGCAGCGUUGGCGUCGGCAACAAAUCCUUCCACUGUGAACUGUGCGAGAUCUACGUCAACUCCGAGACGCAGCUCAAACAGCACACGAACAGCAGGAGGCACAAGGACCGGCUGGCCGGGAAGCCCCCGCGGCCCAAGUUCAGCCCCCACAGCAAGCACCAGCAGAGCUCUGUCUUAGCGAAUGGCAGAUGGAGCAGCUACGCGGGUGGGGUGGUGUCCGCCAUGAAGAAGGUGUUUGACCACUGCAGCCUCACCACACUGUCCCCGCAGACCAAACUGGCCCUGCAGAAGCAGCUGACCAAAGGCUUAACCACCAGCUUCCUACCCAGCCCGCUGAACCCGGCCGCCCUCUGCACCAUGGCCCCAAACCCGCUGGCCUUGCGUCACCCAGCAGGAACUGCCACCCUCAUCCAGACCCCUCUGCUGAGCCCCGCGCUCUUUCGGCCUGCCCCGGGGCCCCUGAGGGCCACGCACACUCCCAUCAUCUUCUCCCCAUACUAGACCCCAGAAACCCCAACCUGGAGAUGGAGAGAACUAUGCAGCCAGAUAAACAAAGUUAAAUGCUGAUAUCCAUCCCACGAGCUUCAGACACAUGGACUCUGUUACAGACACUUCACAGGAGCUGAGGCGUACGGUGGCUUUCAUUUGCUUUCUGAAGAGUGUUGGAGAAGCGUGAUUCUCCUUUAACAAGCAGGUGGAGCAAAAUCUGCACGGAGACCAUAGGUCAAUUCUAUUCAGCACAUUAUUAAUCUGUCAGCAGUAAGGGAAGGCCUGUUUGUUUUCCUGACAGGGCUGAUGCCAACUAGAUCCCUUUACUUGACGCUUCUUAAACAUUUCUUACAAGUAAGAGCAGGGAUUACGCACCUCUGGGGUCCCCACGCCAUUCCAAUCGCCAACUUGUACGCAACGAGGUGGCCCAGCAGGGGGUGCCGGAUCUGCACAGGGGCCGUGUGACACCUGCAGUGGAACAGCCAGAGUUUCUCUCCACCAGACAGCCCUAAUGGAAAUACACUCCAUGCAGCGCUUGGGGGGGGGGGGG
Molecule: messenger RNA, 2532 nt
Organism: Paramormyrops kingsleyae
Lineage: Eukaryota; Metazoa; Chordata; Actinopteri; Osteoglossiformes; Mormyridae
Product: zinc finger protein 385C
Cellular component (GO): nucleus
Molecular function (GO): nucleic acid binding; zinc ion binding
Source: RefSeq, a predicted model, not a curated record